Messenger RNA from Oryzias latipes (Japanese medaka), 1968 nucleotides. The record is from RefSeq and is a predicted model, not a curated record. NCBI's taxonomy places the organism in Eukaryota, Metazoa, Chordata, Actinopteri, Beloniformes, Adrianichthyidae.
ACCCCCCUCUUACCAACCAGAAACAUAUCCGGUUCAAACCAGAACUACUUCCGGAAGACGGUGCAGCUCGCCAGCAGCCGCGGCUCUGUGAAAAUGGCGGAUGUACCAGCAGAGAAGAGCCUGGACGAUUUCUUCGCCAAGCGGGAUAAAAAGAAGAAGAAAGGGAAGGAGCCGGUCGUUGUGCCCGCGUCCGCAGCGGCGAAGAAGACUAAGAAAGAGAAGGAGAAAUCUGCUAAAAACGAGAACCAAGACGCUCAAGUGGAAAAGGACGAUGAGGAGUGGAAAGAGUUUGAGCUGAAGGAGGUGGACUACACUGGGCUUCGCCUCCAGGCUUUACAGAUGAGUGAUGAACGAGAGGAAGAGGAGUAUGAGAAGGAGGAGGUGGGAGAGGAUGGAGAGAUCAUUCUGGUUAGUGGGGACAAAGUGUCCGGCCCCUGGAACAAGUCUGGGGCUCCUCCCCCUGCCGCCGCUGCUGCUCCUGAUGUUGAAGAAGUGGAGGCGCCUGAAGCCAAGCCUUCCGGCGUGUACCGACCUCCUGGAGCCAGGCUGACCACCAACAAACGGGGCCCCACCCAGGGCCCCCCAGAGAUCUUCAGCGACACGCAGUUCCCCUCGCUGUCGGCCUCGGCGAAGCACGUGGAGACGCGCAAAGACAAAGAAAUGGAGAAGACGUUCGAGGUGGUGAAGCACCGGAACCGCGGCCGGGAGGAGACCACGGGCGCCUCCGUGCAGCACCUGCAGCUCGACAACCAGUACGCCAUCCUGGGGGACAAGUAGAAGCUCCGCCCUCCCGCUCAGCCCACGGGAGGAAGCUGACUCCGGCUGUCUGGGCUGCAGUCCUGACAGAGAUGCUGCACCCCCCCCUCCCCCUCCCCGGUCACCACACCAAACAAAAGUACACAAUGCCACGGCAGCGACACGCUUCACACACGUCACACACACCCGGUCAGCAGAACUGAGGGGCUGCAGCGGAAGGGGCAGGAAAAGGGGGGGGUCUUCAUAACAUACCCCAACAUCCGACACUGCAGCGAGUGUCGUCGCCCCCUGUGGGCGGUGAUCAGAGCGGCGGUUGUGUGGCGCAGCUUCUGCCCGGACUUCAACGCGCUUUGACGCUUCCUCAGAGGACGGAAGACUUUAGACGACCCGACGGACUCUCCGUGAAAACUACGCUUUGUGUUUUCUUUUUGUGUUUUUGGCCAAGCGCGCACGCUUCCUCUGAGGUGCGGUCCCGGGACGCGGUGAUGCUUCUCCAGCGGCGUUUGUUUUGGAUUUUUUUUUUUCUCUCUCCCUGGGGGGCGGGGGCGAACCCCGGCCGUCCACCCGGCUGUUUCAAACUGGGUUUUCACGCAUGCUGACGACACUCUGGAGGUGGCGGCCAUCCUCACAAUCUCUUUAUCAAGUGACCUUACUGACGAAGAGUCGCGGAGGCCUCUUCAUCUCUCACCACUUUGCAAAGAGAGGAAACGUCUCCAAUGGUUCUGGUCCAGAUUGUAGUUCUGUUGUAGAUUGCCUGAUGAUUACAGCGAUUUACUGUCAUCCGUGUCCACUGGUGGAUCUUGCUCCUCUUUACCUUCAAAACAUGAAAGAAAUUGAAUAAAUAAAGCUUGUUUCUAAUCUGAGACGGUCCUGUCGGCGGCGUUUCACAAGAAAAGCAACAGCUGGGAUGCAUUUAUUUUGAAAAUAUCCAAAGCAAAGAGGACAAUCCGUAAAAUGUGAAACCAUAAGAGUCCUCGGUUUUCUGGAAAUGAGGCAAACCUCGGCGUCGAUCGGCUCGCCCUCGUCUUUGAGGAAGGGUUUGUCGUGACGGUCCAUGGUUCCUCUGGUCCGGCUCUGAAGCUCCAGGUCUUCAUUCCCACCUUCACCCUCAGCGUUGAUCUAGAUUUACUGCUACUAGGAAUAAAGGAGCGUACCAAGCCGUCUGAAAGACUCAAUGAUCAGUUUUUCAAAAUAAAAGUACUUUUGAAAAAA